AUUCAAUAUAGGUUGAGGUAACGAUAGACACCAUGCUUGCAACGAUACCACUCGAAGCACUCAUCUCAAAUGAACAGAAAGCCGUAGAGAGACUGGUCGAAGCCGCUUCAAACGACGGUUGCUUUUACCUCGACAUCUCAAGCGCAAAAAUUCUUUUCGAUGCAGCCGACCAGAUUUCCGUAGCAGCAGACUCAUUUUUCAAUCUUCCGGUCCACGAAAAGCUGCUUUAUGAGAUGGAUCAUUUCACAAAUUUGCACAUGGGCGGAUACAAGACGCUCGGGAAACACAGUGGAGUCAAACAAGGCAAGCGAGAUGCUUUUGAGAACUUUCUCGUGCCGUUGAACGCUCUAGUCGGGCUGCAGGAGAAUCUUUUGGCCUGGCCUGCUGCGAUCGAAAACAAGCUUGAUUUGCUAUGCUGGUUUGAAAUCGAAUGUCACAGAGUGUGUCAGCUAAUACUGGAACGCUUGUCGAGCGUACUGGGAGCUCAAGACGUGCCUUUUCAGCAAAACCAUCGAUUGGACGAAAUGUCAACCACGUCCCUGGCCUUGUUGAAGUACCCGCCAUCAUCGGCCCUCGAGGGGGGUAAUGCAGGUCAUAUGGCACACACGGACGUGGGCUCGCUCACUCUGCUUUUCACCAAAACACCAGGACUGGACAUCUGGCGCGAAUCGACAGCUUGUUGGGCACCCGCUCUACCUCAAUCAGGUUGUAUUAUUGUUAACGUUGGUGACGCGCUGAGCUUCAUGAGUAAACGGCGAUUCAAAAGCUGCUUGCAUCGUGUCGUACCGAUCACUGCGUCGACACGCUUUUCUCUUGCCUUCUUCCAUCGUCCGGAGUUGGGUGCAAAGUUUCACGACGGCGAAGGACGAGAGUGGACCGGAGAAAGCUGGCAUCGUGCAAAGUAUCAGCUGUUCAGGGCGGACAAUAGAGUGCAGGCUUCGAAUGCGCUCCUGACAGGAAAGAUAAAUUUUCUGGGACACAUAGAUGAGCAUGGCAGGACUCAGGUGACUGCAUAGAUCAUACAGUGGGGCAAAAUUGUCUAUACGGCUCGAUAGCCGCUGACUCU
Molecule: messenger RNA, 1066 nt
Organism: Pseudocercospora fijiensis CIRAD86
Lineage: Eukaryota; Fungi; Ascomycota; Dothideomycetes; Mycosphaerellales; Mycosphaerellaceae
Exons: 2
Coding region: 33-1016 (327 amino acids)
Molecular function (GO): dioxygenase activity
Source: RefSeq, a predicted model, not a curated record